This is a messenger RNA of Gamsiella multidivaricata, 1434 nucleotides long. RefSeq names its product major facilitator superfamily domain-containing protein. Gene Ontology annotation, biological process: transmembrane transport. Lineage: Eukaryota; Fungi; Mortierellomycota; Mortierellomycetes; Mortierellales; Mortierellaceae. The record is from RefSeq and is a predicted model, not a curated record. Gene Ontology annotation, molecular function: transmembrane transporter activity. Gene Ontology annotation, cellular component: membrane. The coding region runs from base 1 to 1434 and encodes 477 amino acids. The transcript is spliced from 6 exons.
AUGACCACCUCGGCCCCCGAGGCCAACGCUGUCCCCAACCGCAGGUUAGAGGAGGACAUUACUUCGGAGGACCCAACUCAUGUGGGCUCUGAAUCGCAUCGGAUGGCGGUGCUGCGAACCCUGCCAUGGUAUCGUCGCCCAGCCAUAGCGUGGCUGCUACCGUUCGUGUUUCUGGUAUCAAUUGUCUUUGGUAUCUUGGCUGCCUCUCAAGAUCAAGCGGUUAUCCAGAUCAUCUGCAAGGCACACUUUCGGGAUGGCGAGCAGCCCUCAUUUGAAGGUGACAGCGAAGAUAGGUGCAAUACGCCACUAGUGCAGGCCCUCGCCGCUGUCGUGAUGAGUCGUAUCUCGUCGCUCAAAUCUGGCAUAGGCAUCUUCACAAUCGGUUUCUAUACCACACACUCUGACCGUCUUGGAAGGAAGCUCCUAAUGUACUUGACGCUCAUUCCCACGAUUUUCUCACUGCUACUCGUUAUCUACAUGGGACUGCCCAGCAGCGAUCUGAGCAUCGCCUGGCUUUAUGCCGAUGCGCUGGUCGAGGGCUGCCUUGGUGCAGGAUCUCUUCUUAAUGCGGGCCUGAACUCCUACGUCUCUGACUGCACUGCUCAGGAACGAAGGAGUUUGGAACUUGGAUAUGUGAUGGUCGUUCUAUCAGUGGGCGUCAUAUUGGGUCCAGGGAUUGGAGCGUAUGUCAUCAAAGCAACAGACGAUAUCAAUUCAGCCUUGGUCCUCGCCAUCAUAGCUCUGAUCAUUUUGAUUCUAUACACGGUCGCAUUGCCGGAAUCCCGUCGCAAAGAGUUCAUUCCUCCCGCCAUUCUUGGAAGGAUUGUGCCUAGCCCAGACAUGAAGAUGGUCCCAACUCCUUACACCCUGGUCUUGCUGAUGUCAACCUGUGCAUUAGCGGCAUUGUCUAUGAGCGGUAUUGCUACGGUCUUCAUUCCGUAUUCGAACCUCGUAUAUGGAUGGACAACUCUGGAGGAUGGCAUCUAUUUUGGUUUUCUUGGAGCUGCCACGCUUGUUGUUUAUGUUGCCGUGUUUCCGCUGAUGCAUCUCGCUUAUGACCAUUUCAUGGUGGACAAGAAGGCAAAGAAAAGUAUUAGAUCUCAAGGACCAAGUUCAAUUCUACCGGAUACCGCUCUUCAAGAGCGUACACCACUACUUCAGGAAGGAGCAACUAAUGCGGGGAUGGGCGUCAUUAAUGAGGUAUUGGCGGCAGAGAUGAAUCAAGCAACAGGUCCGCCUGCUAACGGAAGCGAAGCGAGCGGCAUCUGGAAGGACUUGACGUUCUUCGUGUUUGGCGCGGGACUUCAGAUUGUGGGACAUGCGAUUGUUCCGAUAUUUGAAAAAGAGGCUGUCCUCUUUAUAGGCAAGGAUACAUGGAAAACGAAUGCUUUGAAUACUGCAGAAAGCACGCAUGUCUUCAGAACACCUAUCUAA